Messenger RNA from Entrophospora candida, 148 nucleotides. The record is from the annotation of a GenBank genome assembly. NCBI's taxonomy places the organism in Eukaryota, Fungi, Glomeromycota, Glomeromycetes, Entrophosporales, Entrophosporaceae.
UUAUGUACGAACUACGACCACGCAAAAGUCACUGGGUGGCGCAUUUAGAGAGGGUGAUGGUUUAUAUGAGAAAAGACUGUGCAUAGAGGGUGUACAUUUAUCUCUCGAGCUUGAGACCGGGACACAGGGUGCACUUUUAGAGGAUUGA